AUGGUCCUCCAGAGUAAGUCGCUUGUAAGCACCUCGCCAGGCCCCGAUCCGGCCACACUGAUUGCCGAGGAAAGGGCUAAUGCCACUUUCGACCCAGUUGACAUGCACGCUGUCAUUGAAGGUUCUCCUGAGAAGGCCCAGAAGAUUUUGGAGCUCUACCAGUCUUUGGAGAGAGACCCAAUCUUGGCUCCAUCUUUCCGGGACUACGAGCUCUCUCGUGAUGAGAACAGAGAACAGACCACCGCGAGAAUCGCCAGAAUGACUCAGUACGUGGAAAAUGAGCCCUACGAGGACUUCUGGAGGAGAUUGAACUUGAUGACUGUGUACGACCCCUCGUUGGGCAUUCGUAUUUCCGUCAACUUGGGUCUCUUCAUCAAUUGUAUUCGUGGUAAUGGUACUGACGCCCAGUACAACUACUGGUGUGUGGAGAAGGAGGCUCGCCACAUGAAGCAGUUGUGGGGAUGUUUCGGUAUGACCGAGUUGGGACACGGCUCCAACGCUGCCGGUGUUGAGACCACUGCCACUUUUGAUGAAAAGACUGACGAGUUCAUCAUCAACACCCCCCACAUUGGCGCAACCAAGUGGUGGAUUGGUGGCGCUGCCCACUCUGCCACUCACUGUGUGGUUUAUGCCCGUUUGAUCAUCAAGGGCAAGGACUACGGUGUCAAGACCUUUGUGGUGCCAUUGAGAGACUCAAGACACCAGUUGAUGCCUGGUGUGGCCAUUGGUGAUAUCGGCUCUAAGAUGGGCCGUGAGGGUGUGGACAAUGGUUGGAUCCAAUUCUCCAAGGUGAGAAUCCCCAGAUUCUUCAUGUUGCAGAAGUUCUGUAAGGUUGACCGUUCCGGUAAGGUCGAAUUGCCUCCAUUGGAGCAGUUGUCUUACAUUUCUCUCUUGCAAGGUCGUGUUGGUAUGGCUUCUGACAGUUACCGUAUCUGUGCUCGUUUUGUCACCAUUGCUACCAGAUACGCCGUGGGCAGACGCCAGUUCAAGAGUGACCAGCGUGAGGACGAAAAGGAGGAGACUCAGUUGAUCAACUACCCAUUGCACCAGCGUCGUCUCAUGCCAUACUUGGCCUUGGCUUACGCCAUGGGUCUUGGUACCGACCGUUUGGAAAGACAGCAUGCUGAAACCGUUAAGACUUUGGAAGAUGCGGUGGCCAAAAAGAACGAAAAGGCCAUCUACGCCGCUUUGGCCAACACCAAGUCUCUCUUUGUCGAUUCAGCUGCUCUUAAGUCUACCCUCACCUGGUUGGCUGAGCAGUGUAUCACUGAAACUAGACAGGCCUGUGGUGGUAGCGGAUACUCGGCAUACUCUGGUUUUGGUAAGUCCUACGCAGACUGGGUUGUUCAGUGUACCUGGGAAGGUGACAACAACGUGUUGGGUAUGUCUGCUGGUCGGACAUUGAUCAAGAAUAUCCAGACGGUGCUCGAAAAGGAUGUCAAGAUUAAGGGUUCGACUCAUUACUUGCUGGACGCCAAGGAGUACCUCAACAGACGUUACUACUUAAAACGUGAGGACCAAUUGACUGCUAUUGAGGUGCUUCGUGCUCUUGAAGUAUUGAUUGUGAGAGUCGCUGCUGCUGCUGCCGAGAAACAGGAGCAGUUGGAGUCUUGGGAUGCUGUCUCUUACGAGCGUGUGUUGUUGUCCAAGUUGCAUGCUCAUCACUACUUGUUGGAGACUCUUUUCCUUGCCACCAGAAAGGCUCAGAAGCCAGAGAUCUCCUACAUUUUGUCGAAGGUGACCAAGUUGUACUUCUUGACCAACGUGUUGGAGGCAUUUGCUCGUGACUUCGUCUCUUACGCUGUUGUCAAGCCACAGCUCUCGUUGGCCAUCUCGUCCAAGUUUGUUCCAGCUUCGUGCUUGGAGGUCAGGGGCCAGGCCAUCCCCUUGGUUGACUCCUUCCAGCAGCCAGACGGGUUCUUGAACUCUGCCAUUGGUGUCUACGACGGCAACUUGUACGAGAACUACUUUAAGGUUGUCAAGACGCACAACGACCCUACUAAGACCAAGGCGCCAUACUCGCUGGACUUGGAGGAUAUGUUGAACCGUGGAUCAGUGCUUCAGAGAGCCAGGUUUGAACGAGACACCGAAGCAUCCAAGAAAUUGUCAUCGUAA
Candidozyma auris is the source of this 2115-nucleotide messenger RNA. RefSeq lists its product as uncharacterized. NCBI's taxonomy places the organism in Eukaryota, Fungi, Ascomycota, Pichiomycetes, Serinales, Metschnikowiaceae. Bases 1 to 2115 code for a protein of 704 amino acids. Gene Ontology annotation, biological process: fatty acid beta-oxidation using acyl-CoA oxidase; lipid homeostasis. The transcript has a single exon. The record is from RefSeq and is a predicted model, not a curated record. Gene Ontology annotation, cellular component: peroxisome. Gene Ontology annotation, molecular function: FAD binding; fatty acid binding; acyl-CoA oxidase activity.